UGUGAAAGGACCCCGACAGACUUUUAUUUUGAAAGGCCUAAAAAAUAUUUAAAUAUUUUUUUCAAAUAAAAAAACAACUCUAUUUAUAAAAGUGCUUCUUGUGCUUUUGGGUAGCUUGAACCGGUUAAAAUUAAGACAUGUCUUCAACACACUCACUUUCUGUACAAAACCAAAACUAAAGUUUUUUUUUUAUUAUUUGCCAUUUAGACUUUUUGGCCUCUAAUCCCCUUCAGGAGAUGAUAAGUCAACUCUCCCGUCAAUCACUUUAAUCAAGAAUCCUCUCAGCCAAUCAAUGCAGACUAGAGGCGGGUCUUUGUUCAGAACCAGAAACGUUCCAGUCGCUGUGCGUCGGACAUUUUUUUACCCAAUUAUAGACUCCCUUAAAGUAAUUAUCUCACUUAGUUUUGUUUCUUUUAGUGAAAAGUGACUUUUAAACGAAUAUUGGAUUUUGAUGGUGCUGUUUGUCGGUAGACUCGAGGGUUUGAGGUGCCUUUAAAACAAAUGUGUGACUCAGACAGGUGAGGGAGAUGCAAUAUGGGAAGGAAUGGGCCACGGUGUAACUCCAGGAAACCAAAACAUCAGUCAUCAUGUCACAGAACCACCUGCAUUCGUAAGCUUAAUUCAUUUGAAAAGUCAUUUAUUUAAAAAAAAAAAAAAAAAUUUAGCUGAUUAAGAAUUAAAGAGAUUUUUCAUUCUUUUUUUAGAUUCCUCCACUUGGAGCUGAGUUCAUGCUGGACUGUCUGUGAAAGAAGACCCCUCCAGCCUCCAUGGCUCACUCAUCAGACCCGCCCCGCAGGGAGAAGACCCCCGGGACCCACGGCAUGCACACGGCUACGCGCAACCUCUUACGAAAAAAAGAGCAGCGCCGACAUGGAAUUCGAUCCUCCUCUCCUAUGGGUCGAGUCAUUCUCAUCAACUCACCUGUGGAAGGUGGUGAUGACAGUGAAGACCUUCAUACCGUCACUGUGGACAAGAGUGUGGACGGCAAGCUGGGGUUCAGUGUUCGUGGAGGCUCAGAACACGGCCUCAGCAUCUUCGUCAGUAAGGUGGAGGACAACAGUACAGCCCAGGAAGCUGGCCUGCAGGUCGGGGAUAAAUUGGUGGAGGUGAACGGCAUCAGUCUGGAGAGCAUCACCAUGAGCAGCGCCGUGAAGGUUCUGACCGGCAACAAAAGGCUGAGGAUGGUGGUUCGGCGGGUUGGUAAAGUCCCGGGUAUCCGGUAUUCCAAGGAAAAGACGACCUGGGUGGACCUGGUACGCCGGCGUAUGGUGGUGGAGGAGAGUGGACAAACUCCUUCAGAGGUCAGCUCGGGCAGCACCCCCAGAAGGAUUGUCCACCUUUACACGACCUCUGAUGACUACUGUCUGGGCUUCAACAUUCGAGGAGGAAAAGAGUUUGGCCUGGGCAUCUAUGUCUCCAAGUUGGAUUCGGGGGGCUUGGCUGAGCUAAAUGGCAUAAAGAUCGGGGAUCAGAUCCUCGCUGCUAACGGCGUAAGCUUUGAGGACAUCAGCCACAGCAGCGCGGUGGAAGUGCUGAAGAGCCACACGCACGUCAUGCUGACCAUCAAGGAAGCAGGGCGAUACCCUGCCUACAAGGAGAUGGUAGCAGAGUACAGCUGGCUGAAUAAACUGGCUAAUGGCUCCAAGAAACCUUCGUCCCAGGGUUCAGACUCCAACUCCUCCACCUCAUCGUUGUCGUCUGGGACUCCAGUCAGCUCCCUGAGCGGCCUUUCUCAGGUCAUGUUUCCACCCAGCCUGCCGUUUCCUUCAGACAUGGUGGAUGUCUGCAUCUCCACCGAGGACCAAAGAUCUGAGUCCGAGCGAACCGAAACCGCCAUCCAGACGGACUUUCCCUCCCAGAGGGCAGCAGCCGACACGACUCGCAGCCUCGGACCAACCACUCUGCUCAAAGACACGGCGAUCCGAGGGCAGGCGAGCGCUCCGAGGAAAGAGUCGCCCAAAACAGCAGUUCUCUUGGCGCUGAGCAGACCCAGCAGACCCAUCACCAGGUCGCAGAGCCAAGUCACAGUAGCAGAGAUUAAACAGAAGAAGGAGAAGAAGCAGAAAGGGAAGGGCCUGGGGGAGAGGAGCACCCUGCAGCGCUCGAAGACGCUUGUCAACCUUCUGUUCAAGGGAGGGCGGAGGAGGGACACCUCCAGGGGGCGCUCCAAGUCUCCAUCCUCUGAUAAGACCGGCAAAGAUGGACAGAAUCCGAACGCAGAGAUGCUUGGAGUGGUGGAGGACAUGGCCUACAGGCUGCUGGCUGAGGAGGAGGUGCCUGAUGUGAUGAAAGCAUGUCGAAGGUAUGUAGCAGAUCGGUCUGUGGAGGACCUGGUGCGCCACCUGCUGGUCGUGCUGGACCGACCUGAAAAGCUGCUGCUGCUGAGAGAAAUCCGACUACUGCUUGCACCAGUUGAUCUGAGUGUGUUCAACAGUAUAGUGACCUCAGUUGAAGUGGAAGCUUAUGACAUCCUCAAGUAUCGCUCAGUUCGCACUCCUCCUUUGCGCUCUCCAGCUUCCGGUCGAGCACCAAAGCGUCGCCUCAUCACUCCCAUUCCAGAUUACAGGGGAGGAUUUGAGCUCCACAGUGCUGAGGAGGUGGAGAAAGAGAGCCACCUGCUGGAGGAGCUGGAGAAGCUCAGCCUCAGUGGGCUGCAGGCGCCCAGAGAGAGGCCACGGGUUCCCAGAUCCUUCUCCCCUCUGCUGGAUAUACCAGUGGACGACUACAGCACAUCUAAAGAUCUCCUCUCCUCCUCUGUCGGCUCAGUUCCUCCCAACUGGUUACUAACCCACCACCACCCUCCUCUCCGGACAGACAUUGGCACCAUCCGCUCAGUUCACUUUGACGAGGUUUCUUUGCACUCCCCUUCAGACAAGAUGGAAACUAACUCGGGGAGGGGCCGUUCUCCUCUCAGGACAACCCACUCUAAAGGGAAAAAAGAGAAAAGUGGAAACAUAAGUAAAAACGCCAUGUUUACGGUGCAGAGCGCUGCCGGCAGGACUCGGCCUUUGCUGUCGCAGGUGUUCAGUGCAGGACGCAACGAGCAAGGAGGGCACCAACAAACGAACGGGCAUCGGGCUUCCUCUGAGGUCAACGGCUCUGCCCGUGAGGAGCAGCAGUAUUACCUGAAAACCGUCAGCAUCUCCAAGACCAAACAGUCUCUGGGCAUCAGCAUAUCUGGUGGGAUGGAGUCAAAGGUACAACCUGAGGUGAAGAUCGAGAAGAUUUUUCCUGGAGGAGCUGCUUCCACCUGUGACGUGCUCAAGGCUGGAUUUGAGUUGGUCUCGGUUGACGGCGUUUCCCUGCAAGGAGUGACUCACCAGCACGCCGUUGAUGCUAUCCGGAAAGCCUUCAGCAACAAGGCCAAAGACCCCAUGGUGUUUGUGGUCAAAGUCCCUAAAAAACUUUAAAAGCAGACAAGAGGUCUCUUUCAUAAAUUCAGAAGAACACCCAAUAAUCAGCCUGCUGGGAAUUAGCAUGAAAUACUGUUGCUAUUGUUAUUAAUGUGAAGAUCCAUUUCAAAAUAAAGGAAGGCAACUUGCUGGGCUGGAAAAAUUAAGAGUUUAUAGUGCCAGAAUGGGGCACAUAAUACAGUGAGUCAAAAAAAAGUAUUUAGUCAGCCACCAAUUGUGCAAGUUCUUCUUCGUAAAAAGAUGAGAGAGGCUUGUAAUUUCAUCAUCAACCAUGCAA
This is a messenger RNA of Oryzias melastigma (Indian medaka), 3690 nucleotides long. RefSeq names its product PDZ domain-containing protein 7. The record is from RefSeq and is a predicted model, not a curated record. Gene Ontology annotation, molecular function: protein binding. The coding region runs from base 768 to 3410 and encodes 880 amino acids. Gene Ontology annotation, cellular component: plasma membrane; stereocilium tip; stereocilia ankle link complex. The transcript is spliced from 17 exons. Lineage: Eukaryota; Metazoa; Chordata; Actinopteri; Beloniformes; Adrianichthyidae. Gene Ontology annotation, biological process: sensory perception of sound; auditory receptor cell stereocilium organization.